UGCUGUGUGUUGUGUUUUUCGGGGAUACAACCGUCUUCUGGAAGCUUCGCCUUCUACAUUUUUGCGCUUACAAUUGUUGCUUUUGGAGCCCACGAGUGCGUAAGUGGUCUCCCACUGACCUUGGAUGACCCCACGCAUGCAGCGAAACGAGUGAUGAAGGUUCGCUAGAGUGGCUUUGAAUGGCUUUGAAAUGGCAAGCACACGGCGCAACGCCGAGUCGCACAAGCGAGAAAGAAUCGAACAAGCUCGACGGCCCAGGUGGCGCGCUGGGUUGGAGAGUAGUUUCCUCCUCCCAGUGGAGAAAGCCUAUAUAAAUGCGCCCAUUAGAGUCCAGGGGGCAAACGACACGUGCAGGUGCCCGCCGGGAGAGUAUCACAAUGGCUGCACCCCGUGAGACCCACAGGAGCCCACUGCCGAGCCUGCCAGACAGGAGACAUAUGCGACUUAUUCUCCCCGACUUGGAGGAGAUGGUGGCCACCAACCCAAGCAAGGUUCAAGAGUGCGGCAGUUACGUGGACUGGCUUUUCAACCUAGCCAAAGUGACGGGGCUCGUCGAACCGCACGCGUCCACUCCCUUGGCCGACAGCAACAGCGUGUCGGUGUUACCGCGCAUCUGCACAUCGCCCUCACCGGAGAUCUCCCUGCAGGCGUCCCACGCCUCAGCCAGCGCAGCUGCUUCGCUCACACCGGUGUCGGUGUCAAACGCUCCUACAGAGCCUUUGUGAAGCUGCGCACACUUCGAAUCCAGAACGUCGUCGUCGCUACUGGACGCUCCGCAGCCGUGCCCGUCGUUUUCUUACCGUGGUGUGCGAAGAGUUGCACUGUGCCGCAAAGUCCCGACUGCCUUAUAAUAAAAGGGCUAAUAAAAAUGUACAA
Dermacentor andersoni is the source of this 876-nucleotide messenger RNA. The record is from RefSeq and is a predicted model, not a curated record. Lineage: Eukaryota; Metazoa; Arthropoda; Arachnida; Ixodida; Ixodidae.